GCCCUUGGCUUGGGGCCCCUUUCUUGCUCUACUACUGCUAAAGAGCGAAGCAACUGGGUAACGGGUGAGAGGAGACCUGGGCUUCAUCCCCAGCAGCAGCAAACUACAGACCUCUGCCUGCUAAGGAGCUGCAACGUACCAGCCAGCAGGAAAGAGAGGCUCUUUCCCUGGCCCCGAUCGUGGGGAGGGAGCAGUUCAAAGGCAUGAACGAGGAGCUGGGCAGCCUAAUCCCCCGCCCCCCGCUGGCUGGCCCCGGCUCUCCACUAACUCCGGCUCGGCAGCCGCCCAGUGCAAGGGCAACGUGCAGCUGCCCUGAGCUCACCCAGGCGGCGGCGGCUGCCGCGGCUGCGUUACUGGGAGAGACUGUGCCGCUGCGACAGGGGAGGACGAGGCUGGGAGCUGAAGGAGGCUCCGUGAGCAUGCGCCGCCAGAGCCACUGACUAUGUUCUCAGUCCAGAUAUUUUGAUGGCAUGACAAGUCAGAAAGAAGAAAAGAGGAUGUACUGUAUGACUAGACACAAGAUCUGUUCUGUUUGUGGAUUACAUUUGCAGUAAGAUGUAUGGAUCUAUUUUUUCCUUGUUCUUAUAUAUAGAUCAUAAGACUUGACUGUGGCAAUAUCCAUAUCAUCCAUCCAUCUAUGGCGAACUACAGCCAUGCAGCUGACAACAUUUUACAAAAUCUCUCUCCUUUAACAGCCUUUCUGAAACUGACUUCACUUGGUUUCAUAAUAGGAGUCAGUGUGGUGGGUAACCUUCUGAUCUCCAUUUUGCUAGUCAAAGAUAAGACCUUGCAUAGAGCUCCUUACUACUUCCUGUUGGAUCUUUGCUGCUCAGACAUCCUCAGAUCUGCUAUUUGUUUCCCGUUUGUUUUCACCUCUGUAAAAAAUGGCUCUACUUGGACGUAUGGGACUCUUACUUGCAAAGUGAUUGCCUUUUUGGGGGUUUUAUCCUGCUUCCACACUGCUUUCAUGCUGUUCUGCAUAAGUGUCACCAGGUACUUAGCUAUUGCCCACCACCGGUUUUAUACAAAAAGGCUGACCUUCUGGACUUGUUUGGCAGUUAUCUGUAUGGUGUGGACCCUUUCUGUAGCUAUGGCUUUCCCCCCAGUUUUAGACGUGGGCACCUACUCAUUCAUUAGGGAGGAAGACCAAUGCACCUUUCAGCAUCGUUCUUUCAGGGCCAAUGAUUCUUUGGGAUUUAUGCUUCUUCUUGCCCUUAUACUCCUAGCCACACAGCUUGUCUACCUCAAGCUGAUAUUUUUCGUUCAUGAUCGCAGGAAAAUGAAGCCAGUCCAGUUCGUUGCCGCGGUGAGCCAGAACUGGACUUUUCAUGGCCCUGGAGCCAGUGGUCAAGCAGCAGCUAAUUGGCUGGCUGGAUUUGGAAGGGGUCCCACGCCACCAACCUUGUUGGGAAUCAGGCAAAAUGCAAAUACCACCAGCAGGAGAAGGCUACUGGUCUUAGAUGAGUUCAAAAUGGAAAAGCGAAUCAGCAGAAUGUUUUACAUUAUGACAUUCCUCUUUCUGACCUUGUGGGGUCCCUAUUUGGUAGCCUGUUACUGGAGAGUUUUUGCAAGAGGGCCUGUCGUACCAGGGGGAUUUCUAACAGCCGCUGUCUGGAUGAGUUUUGCCCAGGCUGGAAUCAAUCCUUUUGUCUGCAUUUUCUCCAACAGGGAGCUGAGGCGCUGUUUCAGUACAACCCUUCUUUACUGCAGAAAAUCCAGGUUACCAAGGGAACCUUACUGUGUUAUAUGAGGGAGCAUCUGUAAAUCUUUAGCCUUGUAAAACACUACCCUUUCUCUGCUAAGCAAUUGUGGCCUGUAGCCAUGUCUUGAGAAGAAAAUCAAGAAUGGGAAGUCAGCAGCUGUAAGGAUUUGGGCAACAUUCUGCAGUCUUUGCAAUAGCUCACCUAUAAUCCUAUCUGAAACCCAAAUGUGUUCCUGCUGACCACGGGUGAAGGUUUGUAAUUAAGAACAAAGGACUGAACCACUGCCCUGAAUUCCUUUAUGUGGUUGAAAUCUAGAUAAGGAUUGCAGAUGCAAAGUAUCAGUGCUAAAUGCUGUGAAUAUCACUACAUAAAAUAAGACCAUCAAAACGAUUAGCAUUGGACAUCUUAAUAAGUUAAGUUGACAUGAGGUUAAUGUGUGGAUAAAACUAAUUUUAGACAUCUGAAGACGUUUAAAACAUUUCAUACAAUUAUUGUUUUGCAAAGACUGAAAAUUGGGGACUCGUAAGUACCGAAACUAAUUAAAGAUGUGCCAUGCAUUAUUGGAUUAUCACACUGAUAAAUCUGUUUGCCUUGUGAGUGAGUUUUGGGGAGCAUUCCAAAGCAGUAUUUUUGUUCAAAUUAGACUUUACUCUUUUUUUCCAAAUAUAUUACUCUUUCUAAAUACCAUUUCCUUAACAGUGAAAUUACUAGCAGUCAACUGUAUUCUGUGGUUUUUGCUGAUUUGGUAUAAAGUUUAUUGGACUCUUAUUUAUAUUUUUGAAAAAGCUAGAUAUCAGUCUGUUAGGCAACGUUAGCCUAGGUAAUACCCAGUCAUAAUGGAAUGGUCAUAAUUAUACAGAAUAAACACAUGUUGCCUUAAAGGGUUAUCUAGUAUCUUCCAUUUUGUUUAGCAAUGAAGCAAAUAAGCAAGGAAAAUUGAAUCAGUAACUCUGGUCAGUCAUUUGGGAGUGCAUGAAAGAUCACAUAAUCCUCUCUUUCCUUUUUACUGCUAUGGUUCCCAAAAUCGGUAUGCACAUCACUGGGAUGAUAUGAUAUUUUUUCUAGGUGUGCUGCCCAUUCUAGUUUGCUCUGAGAAACACUGGCAGUUGAUGUAUGUUUAUAUUUUAAGACAGCUGUCAUAGGGAGACCGCAGCCUUGGUAUGAUAUCUUGCACAAUUUGUGAAGCAUUUAUUCUACUGAAGGCACAGUCUUGUUUAUACUUUCUGCACAUUUUGGUGUAUUGGUUGUUUUAAAUUAUUUAAGUUUUAACUUGUGGAAGCAUAUAAUAUGAUUUCUAGUAUUUUAGAAAUACAUUAGAGUCUGUGAGUCUUUCCUUCUUUAAGGUACAGAUGUGUGGAUUUCAAUAUAAAGUUGCAUUUGCCAAAAUUUACCUGUGUAGCCUGUUAAUUUUCUUGGAAUAAAAUUUUACAUUUUUUCCAGUUUUAUACAGUUAACCUUUUUUAUUUUGUCUAGUGAGCUAGCAUGAGAUUUGAGAAUGUAGCCAUUAUGGAUUAUUAUUCUUUGCAGUCAUUGUAUUCCCAAACUGUAAAUGCAUGAAUGAUGGGGACCACAGGAUUGAUAAAUGAUAUUAUCUACAAUAGCACUGUUGUGUAGUUUAUCAUAAUUACCCCUCUAUCUAUUCUAAGAUGUCAGUUAUAUUUAAAGGUACAACACAGUAUUAGACAUAAACUUCACAGUUUAAUUUUGGUAAGUGUAUAUAUUUGAAGCACAACAUCAUGAGUCUGUCAGACAUAAAGAAUGUUGGUUUUCUUAAGGUUUGAAAGAAAAGACUAGUGGUUUUAAUUAAAUAUUGGUGUACUCAGUCAUUGUAGUUUUAUGACCAGCCGGUUAAUCCAAAUAUAACAAACAGCAGUCAGUAACUGAAAUGCUUAAGUUUGUAUGAUAACAUUAUACAGUGUGUAUGCAGCAAUUCAGAGAGUUGUGUCUAUAUAUGAUCAGACAACUUGAUCACAGAUUUUUAGUGAGCAAUCUGUUUAUUUGACCUCACUUACACUUUAUACCAAGGUUGAUUGGUUGAGAGGCAUAGUUUAAUAUACAGAUUUGAAACAGAAAAAUCACUACACUAAUGAUUCGUCAUUGGUACAGGAAUAUUGCAGAUCAUAAUUUGAAAUGGGACCAAGAAACUUCUAGCAAAAAGGCUUUUUUAUUACACUGAAAAGGGCUUUGAAAUUAAUAUAGCUAAAAAAAAUUGUCUAAGAUAGCAAAAUGGAAUAAAAAGUAAAUUAUAUGUUGAGAAAAAUUCUGGAAGCUGUCCCACUUAAGUUUACUAAGCAGUUGAUUGGCAAUAACUUCAGUCUGAUUUCUAUAAAAUAGUAACCUUUACAAGGAAAAUUGAUAUUACAUAUUGUAAUAAAGAUGUACAUAUACAUAAAGCUGUAAAUAAAGUUAUAGUAGUAGAUAUAAUAGGUUCUGACGAUUAGCCAGAUAGUUUUCAGGUAAGAUACUUUCAAAAACUGCAGAUUCAGGCCUGGGCGUGGCUGCUAAGAAAGUCAAUUGGUAUUUGCCCAUUAAUGUAAUUUGGUAGCAGAAGCAGACUCCAAAAUUUUUAUAACGCUCUGAUUCUGGAAUACUAAGAAGGCUGUAUUUACUGUGCAGCGGGGAAAAAAACUAUUUAAAAUUAUUUCCCUGGAAAUUUUGCAGACAGUAAAUGAUGUAAAUUAAAAUAAUAAACAACGAACAAGUCUGAAAGCAAUUUUUUUUGCUAAAUAUUCUUCUUUUUGACAUUAAUAUGCUUCGUUAUACAGUCUGAUACAAUUCUUUGGACUUUAGCUAAACAUACACAGUUGCGUUAUUACUUGACAAGAAGCCAGAACUAUUUUCAAAAUUACAUUAGUAAGAGGUCCUAUGUCAGAGCUACUUCCUUUUAUUCUGUCCCAUUAUAAAAGAACAAGAGGACAUUCAGUGAAAUUAAAAGGCAACACAUUAAGUUAUGUUUUAUGCAAGAUAUAAUUGCUCUGUGGAACUCAUUGGCACAUGAUGUUAUUGAGGCAAACAUCUUAAAUACGAUUUCUAUGAGGAUUAUAUGCUUACAUGAAUUAAAAUAACAUGUGCAGUUAUUGUAACUCUUGUCAUUUUGAUCCGGGUUAAUGUAUCAACCUCAUGCUUCAGGGUAUAAAUUGAUGGGGCUAAGAAGAUUCUCUCCAUGUUACUGCACAGUUGCCUGGGUUCAGUGUGGGGGAUUUUUGCUUUCCUCUGAAAUUCAGGGUUUAGGCCACUGCCAGAGCCAUGAUAGUAGACUAGAAGAGUUAC
Molecule: messenger RNA, 4973 nt
Organism: Trachemys scripta elegans
Lineage: Eukaryota; Metazoa; Chordata; Testudines; Emydidae
Gene: GPR85
Product: G protein-coupled receptor 85
Exons: 2
Coding region: 638-1750 (370 amino acids)
Biological process (GO): G protein-coupled receptor signaling pathway
Cellular component (GO): plasma membrane
Molecular function (GO): G protein-coupled receptor activity
Source: RefSeq, a predicted model, not a curated record